AUGUCCAAAAAAUAUCAAAGUGGAUAUCAUUUUGAAGAGCACAAUUAAUCUGAUCUAACUGUGCAAAAAAAAAUUAAAUUCCGACUUAAAACGAGUGAGAAAUCGUCCGUUAAAGAUUAAGAGAAGGAAAAUUAAAGGUUUUUCGAGGAGAGAGAAGGCGCUGAUGUGAUCCGAUAAAAAGUCAGCGUUAGCAAUAAAUAGAGGUAGGAGCAAUUUUACCUUAUUGUCCUUUCGUAUUUAAUUUAAAUAAAAAAAGGAAUUGACACGUGGCGACAAGAGAAGAGGUUACUGAUGGGUUACUGACCCAUCAGUUACUGACCUGAUCUGGUCCCCCAAUUUAGUCGAACUUGCCGAAACUAAACUAGCCCGCAAACAUUCAACUAACAAGUUCCAAUUUUAUCAGAUGUUCGGAAGGGAUAUUCAACUACCAAGUUUAAGAAGGGGGGAAAAACAUCAACAAAUCAGAGCACCCUUCGAAUGAAGUAGCAAAAUCUCUUCCAAUCUAAUCACGCUACGGGAAAAUUGUUUCAUCAUCGGAAUUCCUGCGAUUGAAUGACCAAAUUCCGUGAUUAGUGCUAUUAUUUAUCAUAGGAAUUUUUUUCGUGACAAGUAUACCCAUGAUUAACGGCAGCGGCGGAUUCAAAAUAAAAUAGAGCAUUGGGCCGCAUUCACGAAUGGAUGGAAAGUACAAUGAAGUGGGUUCCAAGAUCCACCGAGGAAUAUGUUAAAUUAGAUAUAAUAAUUAAUUCAAAAUAAAAUUUCAAAUGCAUCUAAUUGAGAAUGAUAGACAUUCACAAAUCGUUUUUUGACAUUCAUUUUUUAUAAAGCACGUCCAACUGACAAUGAUUCAUAUGAUCCACUCAAGAUCAAGGGUGUAGUUGAUAUGUAAAUUGAAAUAGGACAAUAAAAGAAACAAUUUGGGAGAAUCGACAUACCUUGAGUAGCACAAUUAUGUUUUCAAAAGGAAGAGUCUCGUGCUGAUAACGUGUUAUAAAUGUUAAAAACACCCAUACUUUACAUUACAAAACGAAAUAGUAAAACAAACAUCGAGUUUAAACAUUCUCGGGCCCGAGCUUUAUAUAUGUAUUUUUUUUUCCGAACUUCAAACCAUAAUUUACAUUUUCAAUAGAGUCGAAACAGAAAACUGGGGAAGUCUGCUUUAUUACAAAAUCCACACAGCAUAAAACAUUCAAGGAGUUCGGAGUCCUCCGCCCACCUCAUGGCUUCCCUUCAAGCUUGAGUCCCGAUAUCUACAGUACACGCCUUACUUCUACUCUUGAUCUGAGGAAAAAUGGUGACGGAGGAUGAGUCGUCGCUCAGUGAAUAAAUUCUAAGCUCAGAUCGACAUUAAUACAAAAACACUAUCGGGCAGAAACACCCGAGCACAUAACAGGACUUAAGCUGUUUAUCCCACUUUUCAUUCCACUGAAUCAAUAAAGUUCACAUAUUCACAUCCCAUCACAGUCAAAGCACAUACAACAUAUGACAGGCAGAGACAGUUUACUUAUACAAUUUCACUUUCAAAUUUGCUAAAUGAUAUCCUCCCCGGGUGGUACAGUAGUGGAAGGCUGCAGGGUAAUCAUGUACAGCCAUCAGAUAACUGGAGUACCGCGGGACAAAACCUAGUCCGGUAUAAAUAGGAGUGCACAAGGCACGAAAUAGGAGUGCUCGCACUAACAGGAGUAUCGCGGGACGCAACCCGGACCGAUAGAAAACAGGAGACGCCACGGGAUUACCCCAGCCCGGCUAACUGAACAGAACAUGAGUACCGUGGGUCGUCACCCAAUCGGCACGGUGCGGAGCACGAGCGCUCAAACAGGAGUAUCGUGGGAUUUGCCCCUAUCGAUACAAACAGGACACACUACUGUACCGAGGCAUCAUGAAGCCCUUUUUCCUAUUCUUAUGUAUUCAUCUCUUUUCAUUAAUAGUUCACUUAGACACCUGUCAAUAAUCAUUAACUCGUAGGCUCACUUAUACACUAUAUGCUUAGAAGCAUUCAUAGUGCUUUUGCACCCUCGAUCAUAGCAGAAUGAAAUGUAUACUGAGGAGCUUACUCCGAGUUAUUCAAGCAAAACAGGAUUAGUAAGCCUAAUGGCUUACUCCAAAUCUAAGUAGACAGGACGAGUUCGCAAGCUCGACUACUUACUCAUAACCCACACAAUAAAUCAACAAAACCAACCCAUAUGCUAAUUUCAUUCUACCUCAUGAUCACUCAACCAUUUUCAUCAUUAGAUCACAUAAUCAUGCUAAUUCUACGAAAUGUUAGUUGCAGAGGCAGCAAUGAUUUGCAGAGGCAUAGUAGAAAUUUGCAGAGGCAUACACAAGAUCAACCAACAAAAUGUCUUUCCAUAUCCCUUCCACAAUUCACGCAUUUCCAACUUCAUACCAAAUGCAGAUAAUGAAUAAACACCAAUAAGCCAUAUCACCUAGCCAUAUCAUUUCCCAUGAAUUCACAUAUUAUACCGGAGCCGCUUCCUGACCCCUAUAUGUAUACGGGCCGCUUCAUGACCCGAAUACUGUUAUUAUGUUGAAGUAGAUUUAAGAUUAGAAUCUACUCACAGUUUUAUCUUCACUCGGCUAUACCCUUGCCUUUGGAUGAGGCCCCGGCUUGAUCCUUACCUUUAUAUACAAGAUUUCCAAGUUAUUCAAGCACCAAGAUACGCAUACAGUCAUCAAAAUCAUGGUUGUGUCCAUGCAUGUCGAUAAGGCCACUAGGGAAGUCAUAUGACCGUACACUUUACCCUGCUUCAUCAUUUCGGUAAUUUCUCCCUUGAUACUUAACCAAAUCAGUUGAUUCUUGUUGCUAAUGAAACUAGAUUCAUAGGGCUACAACAUAUCCAAAUUUCAGACCAUUUGGAUCAGUUUUCUGAGCCCAGAAAUCAUUUGAAAUUGACGUUUCGAAACUGUCAGCUACUUUCUUCUCACUUCAAUCCAACUCCCCUACUUCUAACAAUUGUUCCUGACCACUCCGAAAUCAAAACUAAGUUCCGAACGGUCAAAUCAAAGAAACUUAUAUACUUAACAUUAUAACAAAUUUAUAGAAAGAUCCAACGGUUACUUCGUACAAGAUCUUACCUCUAAUCUGCUGUUCUGCUACCGGAAAGCAAUGUCGCACCCCUUCUGUCCAGCGACAUUCCUACAUGAACCAGAAAUCAUAACAAUGAUCCGAACGGUCCAAUCGUAGAAAAUGACAUAUGAAACAAAACAUCCAAAUAUCAGAACGAUCCAACGGCUCAAUUGUCCAGAAUCGUCCUUCCCACAAGCUGUCCUGCUGCUGGACGAAAAUUGGCAGCACCCCUUGUUUCCCUUCUUCUUUCUUUCCUUGAUAUCCUUUUCUCUCUAUCUAUCUACUAUUUGUUUCUGAAAAGGGAUGGUGGUUUUUGGGGUGGUGAAACCAGGUGGAAGAAAGAGAGCAAGAGAGAGACGUGGGAGAGAGUGAGGGGAAGGGAUGAGAAGAAAAUGAGAGAUAAGAGGAUGAGGCAGAUUUUUAUCUCCCUUAUCUAGAAUUCUCCAGCCCUCCAAAUUGUCCAUUUGGACCUAAACUUUCCUUCACUUGCAAUUAAGUCUAAAACUUUCAUUAUUCACUUUCUUUUUUGUUCAAAAGACCAAUUUUUGUAACCUGAUCACAAACACGUCAUAAUAAUUUGUACGAGGGCAGGGAUGUUACAAUAAAACUAAUGGAAAAUA
Messenger RNA from Linum trigynum, 3687 nucleotides. Lineage: Eukaryota; Viridiplantae; Streptophyta; Magnoliopsida; Malpighiales; Linaceae. The record is from the annotation of a GenBank genome assembly.